Messenger RNA from Penicillium alfredii, 1656 nucleotides. RefSeq lists its product as uncharacterized. The transcript has a single exon. Bases 1 to 1656 code for a protein of 551 amino acids. Gene Ontology annotation, biological process: regulation of DNA-templated transcription; response to xenobiotic stimulus. Lineage: Eukaryota; Fungi; Ascomycota; Eurotiomycetes; Eurotiales; Aspergillaceae. Gene Ontology annotation, molecular function: DNA-binding transcription factor activity, RNA polymerase II-specific; zinc ion binding. The record is from RefSeq and is a predicted model, not a curated record.
AUGCACUCUUUAAAACGAAAACGAGCCCGCAAGGCCUGCAACCCAUGUCGAGAUCGCAAACGCAAAUGCGACGGGGGUGAGCCGUGCGCCACUUGCUUAGAAUGGGGCUACGAGUGCUACUAUGAAGUGCAGCGAACCAAAUCUCGCAUCCCGAGACAUGAUGAUCCCACACCAAGGCCGGAGAUAGAAACAGCACAAAAAAGUCCAGAAGUUACAGCACCAGAUACCCAUGGGCUGGUCCGCCGCCUUGAAGCUAAUUCGGGAGCUGCCUUUGUGAGAAGGAUGGGCCUCAAGAUUGACCCAGCCAAAGCGCCGAAACUGAGCCUGUUUGGGUGGAAUAUCGGCGCAAGACAACUUUCCUCAGGGCUUGGGAUUAAUUCUGCCUUUCCAGUUGUUGAGAUUACAUCGCUGGACCAUAUCAAGGCUCUCGCGCAGGUGUAUUUUGACAAGAUCGAUCCGUGCUAUGGGUUCAUUGAUCGUCGCUUGUUUUUUGAACGGCUGACUACUCGCUGGCAGAUCUCUUUGGCCCCUGACCUGUAUGAUAGUGUUCUGGGAGGAGUUGCUGCUCUGGGCUGUUUGUUUUCGCAACGCAAUCUCACGGCGACAGAAGUGCAUCUAGUGGGAUUGGCUCGUUCCGGCUUGGAGAUGCAUGUUUUGUCGGGCGCUCCAUCGGUGGAUCUUCUCACUGGAUGGACGCUCAGAGUCAUCUACUUGCGAAUGACGGAUUCGCCACACUCGACGUGGAUCGCCAGCUCGACUUUGAUGCACCUUGUCGAGGCCUCGGGGUUUCAUCUCGAGUCAUCCUCCGACACAGUUCUCCCGCGAAGCUCAUAUUGCGAUCCCGAUAUUCGAAGACGGCUCGUCGGGGUAGCACAGCACCUGAAUAUGUGGACGUCCUUUGAUCUUGGUCUUUCAAGGGUGUCCUUUCAGAAAAAUGACUUGCCGUUGCUUCCCUCCAGCCGAGCGGGCGAUUAUACAACCGAAUUGUUGGGUCUGUUGCCCAUAUCCGUCAGCUUGGAUCCAGGAAAGGCAAACGAUGAGGCAAAUCUUCAGUCAACCCUUUUGGAGAUCAUAAACAGAACGCACACUGAGCCGCCAUCAAUACUGGCACAGUGCAAUUUGGUGCUCUGUGUCCUUCGUCGCAUCCACACCCAGAAUCUCGAUAUAUCGCCAUCACUCGCAGGGAGAGUCCUGGAGAUGUUAAACAAGGGUCUUCUAUGUGCGCGGGCUAUGAUCACAAACUGCUGUCCAUGGCACCAAGUGGCGAAUGUGCCGUUCCAAAUCACCUGCGUUCUUCUUGUGAUGGAUACGCGGUCCUCAUUAGCAAUGCUACCGGAGGCCAUGCAAACCCUGAAGCUUGUUGCCUCAACAUAUGAUACGGGAACCAUGAGAGAAGCAUAUAGUGCUGCGUGUUUGCUGGUGAUGCUUCAUCAGCAACGCCGGAAAGACGAUAUUGCUGUGUUCCAUGAGGCUCUCAACAUGAAUCAACAAGAAAUUCAAAUUGAGUCGCCCUCGCAGCCAAGUCCAAGUGCCGAAGAAUAUUCCUGGCUAGGGGCAUUGGUUGCGGAUUUGCCUGGGUUGCAAAGAGUCGAUCUCGAUCAGUUCUUGAAUGCAGAUAUGAUGGACCAACCGAGCGUUCUCGGUGAGACUGGAUGA